This is a messenger RNA of Canis lupus familiaris (dog), 6009 nucleotides long. RefSeq names its product CDC42 binding protein kinase gamma (gene CDC42BPG). Gene Ontology annotation, biological process: peptidyl-threonine phosphorylation; actomyosin structure organization. Gene Ontology annotation, cellular component: cytoskeleton; cytoplasm. The transcript is spliced from 37 exons. The coding region runs from base 23 to 4666 and encodes 1547 amino acids. The record is from RefSeq and is a predicted model, not a curated record. Lineage: Eukaryota; Metazoa; Chordata; Mammalia; Carnivora; Canidae. Gene Ontology annotation, molecular function: ATP binding; protein serine/threonine kinase activity.
GCCCGGGCGCCCGGCCUCAGCCAUGGAGCGGCGGCUGCGCGCACUGGAGCGGCUGGCGCGGGGCGAGGCCGGCGGUGGCCCCGGGCUCGACGGCCUCCUGGAUCUGCUGCUGGGGCUGCACCACGAGCUCAGCAGCGCCCCCCUCCGGCGGGAGCGCAACGUGGCGCAGUUCCUGAGCUGGGCUAGUCCCUUCGUAGCGAAGGUCAAAGAGCUGAGGCUACAGAGAGAUGACUUCGAGAUCUUGAAGGUGAUCGGCCGAGGGGCAUUUGGGGAGGUUGCCGUGGUGAGGCAAAGGGACAGUGGGCAGAUUUUUGCCAUGAAGAUGCUGCACAAGUGGGAGAUGCUGAAGAGGGCCGAGACUGCCUGUUUCCGGGAGGAGCGGGAUGUUCUGGUGAAGGGGGACAGCCGCUGGGUGACUGCUCUGCAUUAUGCCUUCCAAGACGAGGAGUUCCUGUACCUGGUGAUGGACUACUAUGCCGGUGGGGACCUCCUCACUCUGUUGAGCCGCUUUGAGGACCGCCUCCCACCCGAGCUGGCCCAGUUCUACCUGGCUGAGAUGGUGCUGGCCAUCCACUCCUUGCACCAGCUGGGUUACGUCCACAGGGACGUCAAGCCAGACAAUGUCCUGCUGGACAUGAAUGGUCACAUCCGCUUGGCUGACUUUGGUUCCUGCCUCCGUCUCAACAAUAGUGGUAUGGUGGAUUCGUCAGUGGCAGUAGGGACACCAGACUACAUCUCUCCGGAGAUCCUGCAGGCCAUGGAGGAGGGCAAGGGCCACUAUGGUCCGCAGUGUGACUGGUGGUCACUGGGAGUCUGUGCCUAUGAGCUGCUCUUUGGGGAGACGCCCUUCUAUGCUGAAUCCUUGGUGGAAACCUACGGCAAGAUCAUGAACCAUGAGGACCACCUACAGUUUCCCUCGGAUGUGCCUGACGUGCCAGCCACUGCCCAAGACCUGAUCCGCCGGCUGCUGUGUCGCCAGGAGGAGCGGCUGGGCCGUGGAGGGCUGGACGACUUCCGGAACCACCCCUUCUUUGAAGGUGUGGACUGGGAGCGGCUGGCAACCAGCACGGCCCCCUACAUCCCUGAGCUGCGCGGGCCCAUGGACACUUCCAACUUCGAUGUGGACGAUGACACUCUCAACGAGCCGGGGACCCUCCCACCACCCUCCCACGGGGCCUUCUCUGGCCACCAUUUGCCAUUCGUGGGCUUUACCUACACCUCCAGCAGUCCGGGCCCUGAGAGCAGCUCUGAGCAGUUGGCUGCCCUAGAGCAGAAGCUCCAUUGUCUGGAACAGGAGAAGAUGGAGCUGAGCCGGAAGCUCCAAGAGGCCCUGCAGGUCUCCUCGGACCACUGGGAGCUGGAACGGCUACGGAAGGAAGUACAGACUCUACAGGGCAGGCUGUCAGAGACACCAAGGGAUGGUGAGGCCGAGAUGGAUGGCAGCAGCCCAGGCCAGAACUGCAACCUAUGGCAGGAGAGAGACCGGCUUGUCCAGGAGCUGGCCGAGGCUCAGGCAGGGCUGCGGGCGCAGUCACAGGAGCUGUGCAGAGCCCAGGAGCGGCAGGAGGAGCUGCUCCAGAGGCUGCAGGAGGCCCAGGAGAGAGAGGCAGCCACAGCCAGCCAGACCCAGGCCCUGAGCUCACAGCUGGAGGAAGCCCAGGAUACCAGCAGAAAGUUGCAGGCCCAGGUGACCACACUUUGCCGGGAGGUGACACAGCUCCAGAGACAGUGGGAGCGAAGUCUUGAGAAGGAAUCUUUUCGAGUCAAGACCAUCCACAUGGCCUCUGAGACCAAUGGCACGGGGUUGCCUGAGGGUGGGCCGCAGGAAGCACAGCUGAGGAAGGAGGUAGCUGCCCUUCGCAUGCAGCUGGAGGCGGCCCACAGCCAUGGGCUGAGUGGGAAGGAGGAGACUCUGUGCUGGCUCCAGGAAGAGAACCGACGGCUGAGCCUGGAGCAGGAGCGGCUGGUGGAAGAGCUGGAGCGGGAGCAGCAGAGCAAGCAGCAGCUGGAGGGCGAGCGGCGAGAGACGGAGAGCAACUGGGAAGCCCAGAUCGCUGACAUCCUUAGCUGGGUGAACGAUGAGAAGGUCUCAAGAGGCUACCUGCAGGCCCUGGCCACCAAGAUGGCCGAGGAGCUGGAGUCUAUACGGAACGUGGGCACCCAGACACUCCCUGCCCGACCACUUGACCACCAGUGGAAGGCCCGGCGGCUGCAGAAGAUGGAGGCCUCAGCCAGGCUGGAGUUGCAGUCGGCCUUAGAGGCCGAGAUCCGGGCCAAGCAGAGCCUGCAGGAGCAGCUGACACACAUGCAAGAGGCCCAGCUGCAGGCCGAGAGCCGUUUGCAGGAGGCCCAGAAGCAGAGCCAGGGCCUGCAGCAGGAGCUGGCUGCGUUGCGGGAGGAGCUGGCGGCCCGUGGGCCAGGAGACGCUAAGUCCUCAAACUCCCUGAUUCCCUUCCGGUCCCUCUGGAGCUCAGAGAAGGAUUCCAGCAAAGACCCGGGCAUCUCAGGAGAGGACCUGAGGCCCAGUGUGGAGCCAGAGCUGAGGCCAGAGGGCCGCCGCAGCCUGCGCCUGGGGGCUGUGUUCCCCAGAGUGCCUGCGGCUCCCACCGCCCCAGCAGAAGGACCCCCUGCAAAGCCUGGCUCACACGCGCUGCGGCCCCGGAGCUUCCCGUCCCCUACCAAGUGCCUCCUCUGCACCUCGCUGAUGCUGGGCCUGGGCCGCCAGGGCCUGGGCUGUGAUGCCUGUGGCUACUUCUGUCACUCCGCCUGCGUCCCCCAGGCCCCGCCCUGUCCCGUGCCCCCUGACCACCUCCGCACAGCCCUGGGUGUACACCCCGAAACGGGCACAGGCACUGCCUACGAGGGCUUCCUGUCGGUGCCCCGGCCCUCGGGCGUGCGGCGCGGCUGGCAGCGGGUGUUUGCUGCCCUCAGCGACUCUCGCCUGCUGCUGUUUGACGCCCCAGACCCACGACUCAGCCCAGCCAGUGGGGCACUCCUGCAGGCACUGGAUCUAAGGGACCCCCAAUUCUCAGCCACCCCUGUCCUGGCCUCUGAUGUUAUUCACGCCCAGACCAGGGACCUGCCACGCAUCUUUAGGGUGACAGCCUCCCAGCUGAUGGUCCCCCCCGCUGUGUGUACUGUGCUGCUGCUGGCAGAGAGCGAGGCCGAGCGGGAGCGCUGGCUGCAGGUGCUGGGCGAGCUGCAGAGGCUGCUGCUGGACUCACGGCCAAGGCCCCGUCCUGUGUACACCCUGAAGGAAGCCUAUGACAACGGGCUGCCCCUGCUGCCCCACGCGCUCUGCGCUGCCAUCAUCGACCAGGAACGGCUUGCUCUGGGCACCGAGGAGGGGCUAUUUGUGAUCCACCUGCAUAGCAAUGACAUCUUCCAGGUCGGCGAGUGCCGGCGGGUACAGCGGCUGGCUGUGAGCCCCAUGGCAGGCCUUCUGGUCGUACUGUGUGGCCGUGGCCCCAGCGUGCGCCUCUUCGCCCUGGCCAAGCUGGAGAGUGCGGAGGUGGUGGGUGCCAAGAUCCCCGAGUCUCGAGGCUGCCAGGCGCUGGCAGCCGGGCGCAUCCUGCAGGCCCGCACCCCUGUGCUCUGUGUAGCUGUCAAGCGCCAGGUGCUCUGCUACCAGCUCGGCCCAGGCCCAGGGCCCUGGCAGCGCCGCAUCCGUGAGCUACAGGCACCCGCACCUGUGCAGAGCCUGGGGCUGCUGGGCGACCGGCUGUGCGUGGGAGCCGCCGGUGCCUUUGCCCUCUACCCACUGCUCAAUGAGGCUGCGCCCUUACCGCUGGGGGCCAGUCUGGUGCCUGAGGAGCUGCCACCAUCCCGUGGGGGCCUGGGCGAGGCUCUGGGCGCUGUGGAGCUCAGCCUCAGUGAGUUCUUGCUACUCUUCACCACUGCGGGGGUCUAUGUGGACAGCGCCGGCCGCAAGUCUCGAGUCCAUGAGUUGCUGUGGCCAGCAGUGCCCACAGGCUGGGGUUACGCAGCCCCCUACCUGACAGUGUUCAGCGAGAAUUCUAUCGAUGUGUUUGACGUGAGGAAAACAGAAUGGGUCCAGACGGUGCCACUCAAGAAGGUGCGACCCCUAAACCCGGAGGGCUCCCUGUUCCUCUUUGGCACGGAGAAGGUCCGCCUGACCUACCUCAGGAACCGGCUGGCAGAGAAGGACGAGUUCGACAUCCCCGACCUCACUGACAACAGCCGGCGCCAGCUGUUCCGCACCAAGAGCAAGCGCCACUUCUCCUUCCGCGUGUCGGAGGAGCAGCGGCAGCAGCGGCGCAGGGAGAUGCUGAAGGACCCGUUUGUGCGCUCCAAGCUCAUCUCACCGCCCACCAACUUCAACCACUUGGUGCACGUGGGCCCCACGGACGGGAAGCCCGGCGCCAGGACCCAGCCCCCGGCUCCAGAAGGGAAGGGCCGAGGUAGCCGCGGCUCUGGCCCGCAGCGUCCCCACAGCUUCUCGGAGGCCUCGCGGCGCCCAGCCUCCGUGGGCAGCGACGGGCUCGCUGGCGACGCGGACGCCAGGAAGAGGAAGCCUUGGACAUCUCUGUCCAGCGAGUCUGUGUCUUGCCCCCAGGGAUCUCUGAGCCCGGCAGACUCCCUGAUACAGGUGUCAGAACGGCCCCGGAGCCUCCCUCCAGCCCCUGAAUCAGAGGGCUCCCCUUGACACUCUUUGGCAGGGGCCACCCUGAUCCCAGGACCAAGAGACAGGAAUGAACAAAGAGCUUGAGGAAUGCCAUGCUCCGGCUGGCCCGGGAUGUGUGGAAAUUUGGACUCAGGGAGGCCUUGUGUUGGAGGCGACUCAGAAGCUGGUCUGGGUACCCAGGCCCUGGGGGACCUUGACUCCCAGCCCUCAUCCUGCCUUUGUUCUCUGCUUUCACCCCCUAUCUGUGCUAGCUACUGGGAACACAGUGGCCCCCUUUCUGCUCUGGGGGCCCAUCUGCCCUGGAGUCCAGGGGCAAUCGUGCCAAAGCUCUCCUUUCCAGUGCCAAGCUUCAGAAAGCCUGCAAGCAAGAGAUGGGCUGAGGGAUGGAGAAGGACGGAGGCCCUGGGAGCAACCUGGGGUCUUGGCUAUGGACUGUCUAGCUCUUAGGUGGGGCCAAGUUGGGGCAUAUCGCUGUCUCUGCUUGGGGUCAAGGUAGGAAAGACAGAGUCUGAUCCAAAGGAAAGGAGGGUGGGGCUUCUGGCUGGUUCAGUCAGUAGAGGGUGUGACUCUUGAUCUCAGGGUUGUGAGUUCAAGCCCCAUGUUGGGUGUAGAAGUUACUUUAAAAAUUAGAAGGAUUUAAAAAAAAAUUGAUGGAUUUUUUUUUUUUUUUAAGGAGGAGAGACAAGGAGCAGGGAGGAUGUAGGUGAAGGAGGGUGUAGGUGAAGGAAGUGAGGGGGGAAGGGAAAGGAAAGGAAGUGGAAGAGGCAGUGUUAGUGACUGGCAGGAAGGGAGAGCCAUCCAGAGGAGGAGACAAAUAAAGGAGGAGCUCUGAAGAGGAGCCAAGAGGAGCCAAGAGGAGCCAAGGAGCAGAGAGCCGAGGGGAGCCAGAGAAGCACACUACUGAGAGGGGCCUUUCUCUGUGAUCAGGAACAGAGAGGGGCCCUGUGAACCAACUGACAUUGCAUCUAAUCCGCCCAGGGGGGAGGUAAUUCCUGGACAGGGACAGGAUGGGGAGGGUAUUUAUAAAGGCUACUUGGUAGGAGAUGGACCCUGUUGGGGGCCUGCUGGAGGGUCUCCAGGCACACCCUGGCCCUUGCCAGAAAAGGGGUGGUCCUUUCUCUCAAACCUUCAACCAUCUGUGUAUUAGGGAACAAUAGGGGGCAUUUUAUUAUUGAUCAUAGUCAUAAUAAUGACUAAUAUAAUAAUUGUUAUUAUAUUGCUAUUUUUAUUAAACUUCCCUCUACUGAUAAGUUGGGGGCAAAAUAAGUAUUUAUCUCUUCAAACACCAUAUUCCCGGGAGGGAUUGACCUGAAGCUCUGUGAGGCAGUGAGAAAGCAAUAAAGACAACUUUUUCAGCUGCUGGC